AUGUUCAAGCGAUGCCAUUAUUUCGCACGCGGAUUCUGCAAGCAUGGAAGCGCGUGUCGCUUCCUGCACGCGUCGCACGGCCAGUCGGCGACGGCGCCCGUGUCGUCGCCGGGGUCGCCCAGUGCGACGAGUUCGGACGGCAUGAUGGCGGCUGCGACGUACCCCGAGCCGCAAGGCGCGGAAGAGACUGCUGCUUUGAGCUGCACGGCCGCGAGCGGCGGCGGCGACGAAACUGGUGUUGAUGCCAGUAACGCCAGCGGGAACGGCGGUAAUGGUGGAGAUUCCUUUGCUGGCAGCACCGCCGCAACCGGCGGCGGCGGUAGCGGUGGUGGUGUGGCCGGGACUGUUGCUGGCGGGCUCGUGGGCGGCAGCCCGGGAUCUGCGGCGGGUUUCACGCUGGAGCGGCUCGAGGCGGAGCUUCACGACUUGCUUAGAGAGCACAAGGGGCCUAUCCACGUGGCAUCGCUUCCACAGCUGUACGCGGAGCGGUUCGGGAAGCCGUUGCAAGCGGAGGGGUACCUAACUGAGAGCCAGCGGCAGGGGCGGCCCGGACUAAGUCUAACUAAGUUACUCGCGCAGAUGAAAUCGUCGAUCGCGUUCGUCGAUAGGCCGAGCGGGCAGCGCGCGAUAGUUCUCAAGGGGUCGCCGAUUCUGGAGGAAUCUAAAAAGUUUAUAUCGUUCAAGGAGCGAGCGGAUUUGGCGCCGCCAAGUCCGGGGUCGCGGCAGAUUUAUCUCACUUUUCCCGCCGAGAGCACGUUCACGGAGGAUGACGUGGCAGCCCAUUUCAGCAAGUUCGGGCCAGUCCACGAGGUGCGCGUGCCACAUCAGCAGAAGCGCAUGUUCGGAUUCGUCACGUUCGCUUUCGCGCACAGCGUGAAAGCAAUUCUCGAGGAGGGUAACCCGCACCACAUCGGCGGCUCGCGCGUGCUCGUCAAGCCGUACCGCGAGAAAUCGCGCCACGGCAGCGCCGCCACGACCGCGCACGGGGACCGGAAGACGCGCACGGGUGCGGACCGCGGCGCGCAGGUGUCGCCCGCGAAAGGCGGCAUGGAGUCUUAUUCAGACGAUUCUCCCCCGCCGCCCCUUCCCAAGGCGUCGAAGCGACUCUUUCCCGCCAAGAAUGUUCUUCAGCAGCCGCAGCAGCGGCCGUUGCAGCAGCCACGUCAGCACCAGCCGCAACCGCCGCCGCCGCCGCAGCAGCAUCAAGCAGACGAAGGGGAGGAGCAGCAAUCAACACAGCAAGGGCAGCAGCAGCAGCAACCGCAUGACCAGCAGCAGCAGCAGCAGCGUCAGCUGCAGCAGCAAUCUCGUCUGGAAGGCGGGUGGGGGAGCGAUCACAGCCGUCCGAUUCACCACCACGUGUCAGCCUCAUACGAAGCAUCUCAAUACGGCUCCCCGUCUCCCUCCCCUUCCCCUUCGCCUGCCGCGGCCGCCGCCGCCGCUGCUGCUGCUGGCACUCCGGGUGGUGCCACUGGUGUAUCUUCCUUUGGCCCCCCCUCUCCCUACGCUCGUACCCCCUCCUCUAUCUAUGCGUCUGCGUCUGCGUCCGCCUCUCUGUCGUUCUCCUCGGCGUAUUCGCCGUCUUCAGCGGCUGUUGCGGCUGCUGCCGCAGCAGCUUCCGCGGCCGUGUAUGACGCGCCGCCCAGGCGCAAGAGCUUGUAUCAGUCGCUGUCUGACGUGGAUGCCUUGCGGGGCGCAAGGGGCGUGGGGGGCGUGGGGGGCGUGGGGGGCGCGGGGGGCGUGGGGAGCGCGGGGGGCGUGGGGGGCAUGGAGGGCGCGGGGGGCGUGGGGGGCAUGGGGGGAAUGGGGGGAAAAGGUAUGGGUGGUAUGGGCGGCAGUAUUGGAAUGGGGGGAAUGGGCGGGAUGGGUGGUGGUGGUGGUACGGACGAGCACCUUUUCAAGCCCUCCUCUCUCGGCCUCGCCUCUUCCUCCUUCUCCUCCUCCUUCGCCUCCUCCAUCUCGUCAGGUUUGACCGGAUUCGCCUCUGCUCGCACUCCCAUGGAUCACUCUUUCUCCUUCGCCUCCUCCUCCCUCUCGUCUCUCUCCUCUCUCCCCGGCUAUGGCGCCGCAACUACCACCACUACAGCCCACUUUCCACACGUGUUCUGGUGUCGCCUCGUGCUCCCACUUGUCCCUCUCGUGUGCCUUUCCUCUCUUCCCGGCUAUGGCGUCUCAAAGAGGCAGCUCACGCCUGUCCGACCCAACUCCCGCCUCCCGCUUCUCUCCCCUCCCCCUUGCUGCGUUUCCCCCUGGUCGUUGCAAACAGGCGAUGCAGCCCGUCAAGGCCUUCCUCAAACGCCCACACACCGGCAGCUCGAUGACGCGAUGCAGCCCCUGAAGGUCUUCCUCAAACACCCACACACCGGCAGCUCGAUGACGUCUUGUAAGCUCGCCCCCCCCCCCGUCCCACGCUCCUCCGCUGCUCCCUUCAUCUCCUCUCCGUUUCUUUCACCCAGCGGCUGUUCUCGCUUCUGCCAAACAGUCCCUUCACGUCCUCCGUAA
Closterium sp. NIES-65 is the source of this 2502-nucleotide messenger RNA. Lineage: Eukaryota; Viridiplantae; Streptophyta; Zygnematophyceae; Desmidiales; Closteriaceae. The record is from the annotation of a GenBank genome assembly.